Oncorhynchus nerka (sockeye salmon) is the source of this 741-nucleotide messenger RNA. RefSeq lists its product as uncharacterized. The transcript has 6 exons. NCBI's taxonomy places the organism in Eukaryota, Metazoa, Chordata, Actinopteri, Salmoniformes, Salmonidae. Bases 1 to 741 code for a protein of 246 amino acids. The record is from RefSeq and is a predicted model, not a curated record.
AUGGUGAACUUCACCAUUUUAGACCUUCAGCCUGCAGACAGUGGGAGCUACUGCUGCAGAGCAGAGAUCUCUAAACCUUCAGCCUGCAGACAUGGACAACUGACCUCAUUAGGUCCCACCUCCCCAGACAGGAAGCCCACAUCCUCCCCCAGUAUUACAACUUCUCCACUCCAUCCCGAUUACCUGCACUACUUCAACGAGUCCAAGAGCUGGAUAAAUGCCCUGAAGUUCUGUAAAAGUUGUGGCUCAGAGUCCAACCUGGUGCACAUCACCAACCAGACCGUGCAGACUGACUUGACCCAGCUCCUGGCCAAUGUGGAGCUGCCAUGUGGGGGGGGGGUGUGGAUUGGUCUGGAGCGGUCCAUCUUUGAGUGGAGCGCCCCCUGGCUGUGGACCAGUGGGGAUGUUGAUAAGGUGGUGAAGUACAGAGAGUGGCACAGCUGCUUCCCCCUCAAUCCCAUCAAUUACCACUGUGGUAAGAUGGUCUGGGUUGGUAACGGAGAACUGAAGUGGCUGGAUGCUUCCUGUCAUCAGGAAUUAACCUUCAUCUGUCAAGAUGCAGCCCCUGACCUCUUCUUUAGCCAGCAGUCCUUGGAUGAGUCCUUCGAAAAGAGAAUCAAGCAGACCAUUGUAAGGAUGUCUCUGAAAUCUAACACAGGAGCUGACCUCAAUGACCCAGUGGUAAAGGAACAGAUGUUGGAGCAGGUCAGUGUGGGUCUGGAUGAAGAGGACCAGCCAUGA